Messenger RNA from Lachancea dasiensis, 1179 nucleotides. NCBI's taxonomy places the organism in Eukaryota, Fungi, Ascomycota, Saccharomycetes, Saccharomycetales, Saccharomycetaceae. The record is from the annotation of a GenBank genome assembly.
AUGUCAACAAAUCUUGGGAUAUCUGAAAUAUAUAGCAAACUCCAUUGGGAGGUCAAAUUUAGGAUGGCCAAACGGUCAUUUACUGGCGGACAUGGUGAGAGCAGUCCAAAUGCUAGAAGACCCAGACGGAUAGCUGACUCCCGUUCCGAUACUCUAAGCAGCUCCCCUGUGCGCGAUACAAGCCCACAUGAACUCGACAUCAACACGAGUAACGAGCGUUUGCCCUUUGCAAAGCGUGUAAAGACAGAUACUGCUGUUCUCGACGAUCAGGAACUGGAAAUGCUGCUCGCGAAGGACCAACAAGGAUUAGAAAAUGGGCGAAUGACAUACAUUAAGAAGAGAACUUCCAGAAGCAUCGUUGACGCCAGUCACCCACAGUUGGUGGAGCAAGACAUUGACGCAGCGGACAUGGUUAGGACGCGUCGCUUCCACGAGGAGGAAGACUCACUCACGGCGAAAAUUACGGAGUUGGAGAACGAUCCACCAGCGGAUCCAGUGUCGCUGGAGCCCGCUCGUAAGCUCCGAAAAACCAGUCGUGCGUCUGUUCAGCGCAGUCAUUACGCCAACAUUCAGAGUGUUCGCCUGCGAUACGUUAGGGAACACAAGAUUCCAACAGUUUUAUUUGCCAACGAAUUAGUACAAAAGGUGCAAAAGCACCUGCACCUGGUGGAGCAGAUACUGAGUGGCAAGCGGGCUUCCCUGUACUACGACAACGCGCGGCAGGCUUUCAGCUCGUCCGAAAAGGCCGUGAUGAGCAUGGCAGAAUUUCGCCAGCUGGAUUUGAACAAGUUUACGGCAGGCUUCUACGGUGUUAAGCGUCAGAUGCGGGUCGCACUGGAGAUCUUGGCCCGGUAUCGUCCUCUGCUUGAAAAGAAAAAUAAUGCAGUACUGAAGUGGUGGGGAGUGAAGGAUUUUGCACAAUACGUCUUGGCGCCCGAGUUGUUGAGCGCACUUUGCCAGGAGGAGAUGAGCCUGCCUCUCUUGGAAGACGCUUGGGACGUAAUGGAACACACCACUGAAUUUGGCCAUAUCGUGGCCGACAAUGAUCCGCUCGAGGAAUGGGAAGUUGCUGCGGAGGAGGCCGCUAUAGCAGAUUUGGGUAUUGGCAAAGAAUAUUCCAGCAUGUUCUAUCGAAGAGACUCUAACAAAGCAGAUCCCGUAAAGGACGAAAAUACAUGA